AUGUCGUUAACAUUGAAGCUCUCCUCCUUGGCAAUCCGGACUUUGUCCAAGCCCAUCGCUUCUCAAAUCAAAGCCCAGGCCCGUGAACAUGAACGCUUUCGCAAGAUCUGCGUCUCUAUGGCCCAAGCUCUUCACCGAUUCGAUAUGCGUCUCCGACUAGGCUCUAUACGUGAUACUGCUGCCUCCCAACGUCAAGCCGCCGCCGCCGCCGAAGCUCGCAAACACAAGCCUACAAUCCCCACUGUUCGAAACGCGGCUGACACGAAAGCCGCAGAGGAUGCAGAGGCCAAGGCCAAGGCUGCAGCAGAAGAGGCAGCCAAGCCCCAUCACUAUCGUAUCCGCCCCCUUUCCGAGUCUAAAGCUAUUGAGUCCGGUGCCAACUUCAUUUCCGAAUCCUUCCUCUUCCUUGUUGCUGGAGGCCUGAUCCUUUUUGAGUCGUGGCGGUCACGGAAUAAGGAAAGCACACGGCGGGAAGGUGUGGAGGGAAGAUUGGCAGAUCUGGAACAAUCCGAACAGGCGGCACGUGAAGCUCUGGUGGCACUCGAAAAGGAGCUGCUUCAGCUAAGAGCAAAGCACAGCGAAUUGCCCAAGUUGUCUACCCAGAGGAUUCUGUCUCCUGAGAUCUAUCAACAACCCGCAGUGUCGGAUAUGCCGGAAGUCCCACAGGGGUGGCUCUCACGCAUUUCCUCGUACAUUUCUUUUGGUCAAGGCGCUGAGACGCCGACCCAGUCUGUGCCUAAUAGCCAGCCCACAACAGAAAAUGUUGCACCGAGAACCGAAACUCCGGACCAAUCUGCUGCAUUGGCUAGUCAGACGCCAUCAUCUGCGUCGAAAAGCUCGUGA
Molecule: messenger RNA, 843 nt
Organism: Penicillium hordei
Lineage: Eukaryota; Fungi; Ascomycota; Eurotiomycetes; Eurotiales; Aspergillaceae
Product: OPA3 family protein
Exons: 2
Coding region: 1-843 (280 amino acids)
Biological process (GO): regulation of lipid metabolic process
Cellular component (GO): mitochondrion
Source: RefSeq, a predicted model, not a curated record